This is a messenger RNA of Ostreococcus tauri, 1125 nucleotides long. RefSeq names its product Branched-chain amino acid aminotransferase II. The coding region runs from base 1 to 1125 and encodes 374 amino acids. Gene Ontology annotation, molecular function: branched-chain-amino-acid:2-oxoglutarate transaminase activity. The record is from RefSeq and is a predicted model, not a curated record. The transcript is spliced from 3 exons. Gene Ontology annotation, biological process: branched-chain amino acid metabolic process. NCBI's taxonomy places the organism in Eukaryota, Viridiplantae, Chlorophyta, Mamiellophyceae, Mamiellales, Bathycoccaceae.
AUGACGGUCGCGGGGUUAGACAGCUCGCGAUUACGGGUGAAGAUCACGGGGAGAUCGUUGCCGCGAUGCGCGGACGAAGAUCUCGGGUUCGGCACGGUUAUUACGGAUCAUAUGUUGAAGGUGGAGUGGUCGGUGGAGCGCGGGUGGAACGCGCCGAUGAUCAUUCCAGCGGGACCAGUGGGUUUGCACCCAUUCGCACACGUGUUUCACUACGCCGUGGAGUGCUACGAGGGCAUGAAGGCAUACGUAGACGCGAACGGAGACGUGCGUCUAUUCAGACCGCGCAUGAACAUGCAGAGAUUCCGCACGUCGGCGAAGAGACUAUCGCUUCCAGAUUUUGAUGGAGAGGAACUGCUGAAGUGCAUCGAGACCUUGGUGGACAUCGACAAGGAUUGGAUUCCUCGAAAGAGAGGGUUCUCGAUGUAUCUGCGACCGGUCAUAUUUUCCACCACCCCGUGGCUCGGCCUGACGCAGUGCGCUGAGGCGAUGAUUCUCGUCCUGUGUUGCCCGGUUGGACCUUACUUCAAAUCUGGCUUCGUGCCAAUCAAACUGUCGGUGGACGCCAAGUAUAUUCGUGCGUGGCCGGGAGGCACUGGGAACGUGAAAGCGGGUGGUAAUUACGGUCCGACAGUUAUUUCGCAGGCAAAUGCCACCGCGGCUGGCGCUUCGCAGUCGCUCUUUGUGUAUGACAAGCACGAGUAUGUCACCGAGGCGGGAACGAUGAACGUCUUCUUUCUCAUUCGCAACGAGCGAGGAGUAAAGCAGCUCAUCACGCCAUCCCUCGAGGACGGUACCAUCCUUCCCGGAGUUACACGGCAGAGCGUCAUCGAGCUGAGUCAACAGUGGGGCGAGUGUGAGACGAUCGAGAGGAUGAUUCCUUUUGGUGACAUCAAGGCGGCGUUUGAGCGCGGCGACGUCCUGGAGAUCUUUGGCACGGGCACCGCCGCCGUGAUUCAGCCCAUCAGCGGCAUCGUGUACGAGGGCGUGGAGUACAAGCCAAUCACGGAGUUUAACGAUAAAGCGCUCCAGGUUCGCUUGACUAAUUUUCUGGUCAGCGUCCAAUACGGAGACAUCGAUCAUCCGUGGUCGCACGUCGUGCCCAAGUCAACCUGGUCGAAGCGGUAG